Messenger RNA from Moneuplotes crassus, 945 nucleotides. NCBI's taxonomy places the organism in Eukaryota, Ciliophora, Spirotrichea, Euplotida, Euplotidae. The record is from the annotation of a GenBank genome assembly.
UGAAAAUUUGCCUGAAACAGGCCAAAAUGAACAAAUCUCAAAAAGAGCUCAAAUGUUAUGAAAUGAAGACUAGUAAUACAGUUACUGGGAUAGAUGAGACGGUGAGAGAUAGAUUUAAAGCCCUCGCAAAUAUUUCAAAUAUCCUUGCUGAGAUAAGUUCGCAAUAUGAAGCAGAAGCGAAGAGAAUAGAGUUUCAAGCAGAGCAGGCUAAUAAGCCCUUGUAUAGUCUUCGAUCAAUGAUCGUGCAAGGCAAAGAUGUCGAUGGAACAGAGCAUAUGAUUCAGGAGUUUGACCUGAGAUAUGAGGAAGCCAAGAAUAGUAAUUUUGAAGAUAUUAAGGUAAAAGAGUUCAAUAAAGUUGAUGAAAUUAGGGGCCAGAAAGGAAUUCCUAGUUUUUGGCUGAAUGUAAUGAAGCAUAGUACUAUGGCAAGCUCUUUAAUUCUCCGCAAUGAUGAGAAUCUGUUGAAGGAUCUUUAUGAUAUUGAGUAUAUUCCUCAACAAGAGAGUGGAGAUUUUGUAUUAAAGUUUCAUUUUAACCCGAACUCGUACAUGUCAAAUACAGUUCUUACAAAGAGGUACAUUAUGGAAGAUGACUCUAAGAUUAAACAAAUUGACUCUACCAAAAUUUGAUGGAAAGAUGGAAUGGAUCUGACUGAGAAACCAAAACCUUCCGAUACUUCUGAAUAUGAUUAUGACGAGACAGAAUCUUUCUUCAAGUUCUUUAAGUCUAAAGAACCAUGAGAAUUAAAUGAAGAUGAAGGUGAUCUCAAUUCCGAUGAUGAAGCAAAACUUAACACCUUAGAAGAAGAUUAUGAUAUUGCUGUAGAGAUCAAAUCUGAGCUAAUCCCAAACGCACUAGAAUACUAUUUCAACAUUAUUGAUGAAAUAGAUAACGAUAAAGACAACGGCAGUUUCUCACCAGAUGAAUAAUAUUCAACCUUACAAA